GUCUGAAAACAGCAUCGUAAAGUCAUCUUUACUCACAGAACAAUUACGAGCCAGGUAAUAAAAUAAUUAUCGUUAGCUGAUGAAUGAAUUGCACCUUCGAUCUUCUGAAGAUCACUCGACGAAAUCGAGGCAGAGGAGCCUUGGCGAUCGCACGCGGCAGAUCGCGUGAGUAAUUUUCGUGCGAUAAAAUUGUCGACCGUGGAAACGAACAUGCCUGGAGGUGUCGUAUUCCUGGUUUGCAUUCCCACUCUGAGCUACGAGCACGAACUUGUGUUCGGCGUGCCGCUGAAGCGAUCGAAGAAGAUCGAGAAGAGUAAGAAUAAAAUCGCGACGCCGAAGGUGGAUCUUCGAUUGAAGGAAUCGAAAAACCGCGCGCAAUUGCUUACGCUCGACGAUGAUGGUGACGAUGACGACGAUGUCGGCAUCGAUGUCGGCAUUGACUCUAGGAAUCGUGCUCGCGGAUACCCCACACGAUCGAAAACGCCGGUCUUUGUGUCGAUGGAAACGGUGUUGGAAGAACUACUCAAAAAGCUAAGGAUAGAACACGUCGUGUGGUGCAAAGAUAAGGAAGACAUGUAUUACGAGGUGAUAUUUCCGGUGCCCGCCGGCGACCCCUGCGAAAAUUGCAUACAUUGCCUCACCGAGAUGGGUAUUGGCGUUAAAAUGAACUCGAUAGUGAGCGUAAUCCCAACGCAAUGUACGUACAGCGGUGUGGAUGGGACAGGAUUGCUGGCUGUGAAGGACGACGUUGCUCGCAGACGGAAAGAAUCGGAGGAUCGAAAGAACGCUUGGGAGGAUUUCGUAGGAUCUAUUAGAUCGAAAUUGACGGUGAAACAAGUGGUCGAUGGCGUCCGCAGUGGCGGUGAUCUCAGUUUCGAUUACGUGUGCCUGGUAUUAACCGCGGACUGUCUCGCUGCACUUGGUCUCGUCGAGAACAGUGCAACUAAUGUCGUUGCAGCCAUGCUAGUUUCUCCCCUCAUGGGACCUGUGAUGUCUCUGACUUUCGGGACGAUCAUAGCCGACAGAGACCUGCAACUGGUCGGCCUGAAAAGCUUGAUGCUCGGUAUCUUCUUAUCGAUACUCUUCGGCUUCAUAUUCGGCCUUAUCCUUGGCACAACCGAAAUGCCUUGGGGCUACAACGACUGGCCAACCGACGAAAUGAAGGGCAGAGGCAACUAUAGAUCGCUCUGGAUGGGUGUUCUCUGGGCUCUUCCAUCUGGCACAGGUGUCGCAGUCGCUCUGCUGCAAGGCAGUAAUGGACCGUUAAUUGGCGUCGCCAUAUCAGCUUCAUUGCUACCGCCAGUCGUUAAUUGCGGUUUGUUUUGGGCCCUGGGAUGCAUAUGGCUCAUAUAUCGACCCAUAAAAAUGCCGCACAUCAAAGGCGAAUCUUAUACAAACUUUAAUAGCUCCUAUACAUAUAUCUACAGCGAUUACUUGCCCGUAGAAUUCUUCUGCAAUGGCAUUAUCAGCGCGUGUCUGACAUUUAUCAAUGUAAUGUGCAUCUUUAUUACGGCGAUAAUAGUCUUGAAGAUAAAAGAAGUGGCCGCACCAUACACAUCCACGCCGGAACUACGUCGAUUCUGGGAACACGAUAUCCGGCUGGUUCGCGAUAAGAAUAUCUCUAGAGAUAACAGUUCCUUGGAUUCGAGUUUCUACGAUGGGCUGAGUAAAACAAAGCAACGAGCGUUGGAACGCACGUUAAACGAAGCAGUCAGGGAAGCGAUGAACGAUGAAACCUUCCGAAAAGUACAAAGGGUCAGUUACGGCCAACACGGACCAGAAGAGAUUGGCUCUCGACUUGGUCUUCAUGGUCGCGGAACCGCGGGUAGAGGUAACAUAAAUGACGGUGGAAACGUCGAAGAAAUAAUAGGUGGAGAUCAAAAGUCGCACAAAGGCUUAGCGAAUUCUGGCAAUACAAGCGAGGACUUGAUCGCAUUGGAUCGUUUAAUAACAUAUCUCCUGAGCCAGCCAAGCAAUUCCACUGGCAGCAAUUUGGAUUCAUGGAGACGCUCGCAUCGAGCUAGUUUACGAGGCUACAGACAAUUACGUGGCACCCCCGCUGAUAUUGCGGAAACCGGUGGCGUUGGCACAACGCCCCUUUAAGCACAAGUUGACAUUUAAAGAAGAGCCAACAUCGCAUAUAAAAAUAGCAUUACAACAGCUGGUGUUAAUUUAAAUGUCAUAAGUGUAAAAUGAAAUUGUAAUAAGGACAAGGAACACAUAUAGAAACGUUAAACAAUUUUUGCUAAAGAUAUGAUAGAUAUUAUUGAUAUUUGCAUUUGUAUCACAAUUUACACAACGUAGCGAAUAUAUAUAAGAACUUUAAA
Solenopsis invicta (red fire ant) is the source of this 2327-nucleotide messenger RNA. RefSeq lists its product as uncharacterized. Lineage: Eukaryota; Metazoa; Arthropoda; Insecta; Hymenoptera; Formicidae. The transcript has 12 exons. The coding region runs from base 211 to 2103 and encodes 630 amino acids. The record is from RefSeq and is a predicted model, not a curated record.